GCGAGGGCGGCCGGGCUGCGGGGCGCAGCGGGACCGGCAGCGAGGGGGCUGCGCCGGCCCUGCCCGCCGCCCCGCCGGGACAGGUGUGAGAGCAAGAUGGCAGGAAACAGCCUGGUGCUGCCCAUCGUGCUGUGGGGCCGCCGGGCGCCCACGCACUGCAUCUCCAGCCUGCUGCUCAUGGAGGAAUCCUCCGUCAUCGUCACCGGCUGCCACGAUGGGCAGAUCUGUCUCUGGGACCUGUCUGCAGAUCUAGAGAUUAAUCCCAGAGCUCUGUUGUUUGGUCAUACAGCCUCAAUUACUUGUUUAUCAAAGGCCUCUGCUUCCAGUGAAAAGCAGUAUAUAGUGAGUGCAUCAGAGAGCGGGGAGAUGUGUCUGUGGGAUGUGAAUGAUGGGAGAUGCAUAGAGUUUACUAAACUAGCCUGCACACACACUGGCAUACAGUUCUAUCAGUUUACAGUUGGGACUCAGCACGAAGGGAGACUAUUAUGCCAUGGACAUUAUCCAGAAAUUCUUGUUGUGGAUGCUACCAGCCUUGAGGUUCUUUAUUCUUUAUUGUCAAAGAUAUCUCCUGACUGGAUCAGCUCCAUGGCUAUCAUCCGAUCCAACAGAACCCAAGAGGAUACAGUUGUAGCAGUGUCGGUGACUGGCAUCCUGAAGGUGUGGAUAAUAACCUCUGAAGUCAGUCGCAUGCAGGAUACAGCUCCAGUGUUUGAGGAGGAGUCCAAGCCCAUUUACUGUCAGAACUGCCAGAGCAUCUCCUUCUGUGCCUUCACCCAGCAGUCGCUGCUGGUGGUGUGCUCCAAGUACUGGCGGGUGUUUGAUGCUGGAGAUUAUUCCCUGUUGUGUUCAGUCCCGAGUGAAAAUGAUCAGACCUGGACUGGUGGCAACUUUGUGUCAGCUGAUAAAGUGAUUGUGUGGACAGAAGAUGGACAAAGUUUCAUUUACAAAUUACCAGCCAGCUGCCUGCCAGCUAGUGACUCAUUUCGCAGGGACGUGGGGAAAGCAGUGGAAAACCUGAUACCUCCUUUAUUGUACAGUGUGUUGGACAGAGCAGAUAAACAGCUGCUAAUAUGUCCUCCAGUCACUCGAUUCUUCUAUGGGCAUAGGGGAUUCUCCUAUAAACUGUUAAUCCAGGGAGACUCUUCAGGGAGGCUGUGUAUUUGGAGUGUGCCUGAUACCCUUGAACAAGAUGGUAGUGCAAAAGCAGGACUGCAAACAACUACUUCAGUAUCUCUCCAGGAAGCUUUUGAUAAGCUCACCCCUCGCCCUGCUGGGAUUAUAGACCAGCUGAGCUUAAUCCCAAACCUGAGGGAUCCACUGAAGGUCACGGCCAGCGUGUACAUCCCGGCCCACGGGCGCCUGGUGUGCGGCCGGGAGGACGGCAGCAUCGUCAUCGUGCCAGCCACACAGACUGCCAUCGUCCAGCUGCUGCAGGGGGAGCACAUGCUGAGGAGGGGCUGGCCACCUCACCGGACACUCCGAGGCCAUCGGAACAAAAUCACAUGUUUACUGUAUCCUCAUCAGGUCUCUUCUCGUUAUGAUCAGAGGUAUUUGAUCUCAGGUGGUGUGGAUUUCUCAGUCAUCAUAUGGGAUAUAUUUUCUGGAGAGAUGAAACAUAUCUUCUGUGUUCAUGGUGGAGAGAUCACACAGCUUCUAGUUCCACCAGAAAACUGUAGUGCAAGAGUCCAGCACUGUGUUUGCUCUGUGGCCAGUGACCACUCAGUAGGUCUUCUGAGUCUGAGGGAGAAAAAGUGCAUCAUGUUGGCAUCCCGGCACCUCUUCCCUAUUCAGGUGAUAAAGUGGAGACCUUCUGAUGACUACCUGGUGGUAGGAUGUUCAGACGGGUCCGUGUACGUCUGGCAAAUGGAUACUGGUGCCCUGGACAGGUGUGUGAUGGGGAUCACAGCAGUGGAGAUCCUGAAUGCCUGUGACGAGGCAGUGCCUGCUGCUGUGGACGCCCUGAGCCAUCCCGCCGUCAACCUGAAGCAGGCCAUGACGCGGCGCAGCCUGGCGGCGCUCAAGAACGUGGCCCAUCAGAAGCUGCAGACUCUUGCCACCAACCUGCUGGCUUCUGAGGCCUCUGACAAGGGGAAUCUACCAAAAUAUUCCCACAACUCCCUGAUGGUUCAAGCUAUAAAGACUAACUUAACAGACCCAGACAUACACGUGCUCUUCUUUGACGUGGAAGCCCUGAUUAUCCAGCUGCUGACUGAGGAGGCCUCCAGACCCAACACUGCUCUCAUUUCUCCUGAGAAUUUGCAGAAAGCCUCUGGUGGGGCUGACAAGGGAGGCUCCUUCUUGACUGGGAAACGAGCAGCUGUGCUCUUCCAGCAGGUGAAGGAAACAAUCAAAGAGAACAUAAAAGAGCAUCUUCUGGAUGAUGAAGACGAGGAUGAAGAAUCGAUAAGGCAGAGAAGAGAAGAUGGUGACCCAGAGUAUCGCUCUAGCAAAUCCAAACCAUUAACUUUAUUAGAAUAUAAUCUAACCAUGGACACAGCAAAGCUUUUCAUGUCCUGUCUCCAUGCCUGGGGCCUGAAUUCUGUUCUAGAUGAGCUUUGCCUUGAUCGCCUGGGGAUGCUCAAGCCACACUGCUCCGUGUCCUUUGGCCUCCUGUCCAGAGGAGGCCACAUGUCUCUGAUGCUUCCUGGCUAUAAUCAGCCUGUAGGCAAACCCUCGUAUGGCAGUGAGGAGCUGGGAAGGAAAAUGUCCCUGACAGAAGGCCUGGGAAAGGGGACAUACGGUGUGUCACGGGCUGUCACCACCCAGCACCUCCUGUCAGUCAUCUCACUGGCCAACACGCUGAUGAGCAUGACCAACGCGACCUUCAUUGGAGACCACAUGAAGAAAGGUCCCACCAGGCCACCUAGGCCAGGCACUCCUGAGAUGUCAAAAGCGAAGGCAUCCCCUUCAGUUUCAAGUCAUGCAGUCCAAGGACAAAUUAAGCAAGUUGCUCCUGCUGUUUCUUCUAGCACUGAAGCUGGUCACUCUGGCUCUGACACUGCUCCCACUUUACAUACCUGUUUCUUAGUCAAUGAAGGGUGGAGCCAGCUGGCUGCCAUGCACUGUGUGAUGCUCCCUGACCUGCUGGGGCUGGACAAGUUCAGACCUCCUCUGCUGGAGAUGCUGGCGCGCAGGUGGCAGGACCGAUGCUUGGAGGUCCGAGAAGCUGCCCAGGCCUUGUUGCUGGCAGAGCUGAGAAGAAUUGAGCAGGCAGGUCGGAAAGAAACCAUUGAUGCCUGGGCUCCCUACCUGCCACAGUACAUGGACAGUGUCAUAUCUCCUGGAGUGACCACAGAAGCCAUUCAGACUGGGAGUGCAAGUCCAGAUUCUCUGGGGACAGAAGCAAAAGUUCAGGAAGAGGAACAUGACCUGGCUGAUGAUGACAUCCCACCUGGCUGCCUGCCCGGCCUCCCUCAGAUGAAGAAGACCUCCACGUCCUACGAGGAGAGGAGGAAGCAGGCCACGGCCAUCGUCCUGCUGGGCGUCAUCGGGGCCGAGUUCGGGGCGGAGAUCGAGCCGCCGAAGCUGCUCACUCGGCCACGGAGCUCCAGCCAGAUUCCCGAGGGCUUUGGCUUGACUAGUGGUGGAUCAAAUUAUUCCUUGGCAAGGCACACGUGCAAGGCGCUGACGUUCCUGCUGCUGCAGCCGCCCAGCCCGCGCCUGCCCGCGCACAGCACCAUCCGCAGGACGGCCAUCGACCUCAUCGGCCGCGGCUUCACCGUCUGGGAGCCCUACAUGGACGUCUCGGCCGUGCUGAUGGGCCUCCUGGAGCUCUGCGCCGACGCCGAGAAGCAGCUGGCCAACAUCACAAUGGGGCUGCCCCUCAGCCCGGCCGCCGACUCUGCGCGCUCGGCUCGGCACGCCCUGUCCCUCAUCGCCACCGCCAGACCCCCCGCCUUCAUCACCACCAUCGCCAAGGAGGUGCACCGCCACACCGCCCUGGCCGCCAACACCCAGUCCCAGCAGAACAUCCACACCACCACCCUGGCCCGGGCCAAGGGGGAGAUCCUGAGGGUCAUUGAGAUCCUGAUUGAGAAGAUGCCUACUGACGUCGUGGACCUUCUCGUGGAGGUUAUGGACAUCAUCAUGUAUUGCCUUGAAGGAUCUUUGGUUAAGAAGAAGGGUCUUCAGGAAUGCUUUCCAGCCAUCUGCAGGUUCUACAUGGUGAGCUACUACGAGCGCAGCCACAGGAUCGCGGUGGGUGCGCGCCACGGCACCGUCGCCCUCUACGACAUCCGCACUGGCAAGUGUCAGACUAUCCACGGCCACAAAGGAGCCAUAACUGCGGUGGCCUUUGCGCCCGACGGCCGGUACCUCGCCACCUACUCCAACUCUGACAGCCACCUCUGCUUCUGGCAGAUGAACACCUCUCUCCUGGGGAGCAUUGGCAUGCUGAACUCAGCCCCCCAGCUCCGCUGCAUCAAGACCUACCAGGUGCCCCCCGUGCAGCCCGCCUCCCCGGGCUCGCUCAGCGCGCUGCGGCUGGCGCGGCUCAUCUGGACCUCCAACCGCAACGUCAUCCUCAUGGCCCACGACGGCAAGGAGCACCGCUUCAUGGUCUAGGGCAGGAGGAAGGCUGGGGAGCCUGGCGGGAUGCAGCGUGGGAUCGGGAGCUCCGUGCUGGAUGCUGAGCUCUCGCAGCAGCCCUCGUUAAACACCUUGUUCCUUUGGAGCCUCCCACAGCACCUCAGUGUUUACCAAAAAGGCUGGUGUUUACAUGUACUUUCUCCUCGUGACCACUGAAUGCCAGCGGGCCGUCCAUCCCGGAGCCGGGUGCUGUGUCCUGGAUCCCAGAGCCAGGCACUUGGGUUCCUUAGGAUGGGGGGCUCACUGCCGUGGGGAAGGGGGUUGAGUUUCAGGGCCUGUGUCCUGCCCCAAAGGGGAUGUUUCCUCAUACCAAGUCUUGGUUUUCAAGGGCAUUGGCAGAGCUGCUGUGCCCACUUGCUGUUUGCUGUCGUCUGGAGGAAGGAAUAAUAGUCCACGUGUACAGAGAAAAGAAAAAAAGCCUCUUUAAGAUGGAAUAGCAAACUUGAAAAAAAGGAGUAUUUAUAUAUAAAGGUGUUUUUUUUUUGCUACCAAUGCAGGUAUUUAUUUAAAAAAAAAGACCAAAAGCUUUUUCUCCCUAAAGCUGCUCCCAUUUGUGCCAGGCUGUUUUCCCAGGCUGUGCCACCCUGCACCCGGGGCACAGGAUGUGGCAGCACAAGUGGCAUCAGUGGGGAAAGUCCUGGCUGGAAAAAUGGUGAAAAGUGUGUAGAAGGUAAGUUAUUGGAUGGGUAUGGUGAAACAUUUUCUUCCGUAGGAGUAUUCCUGUGUUACAUUAGCUGUGACUGUGUUUCCUUCUUCUUACAUAUCUGAUUUUGUGAAAUACUUAAUAGUGUGAAAGUAUGCUGGUUUAUGCUCACAGUAAUGAAAAAGAAAAUAAUCUAUAAAAUGCUAUUUUAUUUAAACAUAUUGAUGUAUAUGUUUGUAUAGCUUUUUCUUUGCCAUUUUUGCCUGAAAAGCUCACAGAUCCAAGGCGGCUGAAUUUACAAAAUAAAGUAAAAAUGGUACUUAUAGAAUCUUCCUUUCCCCAAAAGGAAUAAAUGAAUUUUUUAAAUGGCUUCUAAAUAUAAAAAGCAUUGAUUUAUUAUUUUUUUUAGGUGGUCUGUGUAGUGCACUGUACAUGAAAGUGAGAUUUACAGUCCAGAAGCUACAUAUCUGUUUGCUGUUUAAAAAUAACCUUAAAACAAAUUUAAAAGCAAGAAAUUAAGACCAUUAGGAAUGUUUAACACAAACUGCCAUGGAGUUUAACCUUUCCUCUGGCGGGAAUGUAGUGUGGAGUGGAGAAUUCUGUACUAGAAUAUCAGGGUCUUUUCUAAGUGAACUGAUGCAACGUGCAUGUACAUGGUGUUUAUACAGAUGUCUGUGUAACCUUGGAGAUUAAAAAGGAAAGAAAUAAAGAGGAGGGCUCAGAGCCUUUUCAUGGGCAGAACCAACUGCAGUUGUUUGCAGCAUUGGCUGCUGAGGGCCCCUGGAAGUGUUCUUCCCCCAGGAUCCCAGCGUUCUGUCCCUGAGGGAACAGUAGCUAUCCCAGAUAUCUGUGUGUUUACUUUCCAAACAGAAUGCAGCCCAGGAAGCAUGUGGCCCACCCCCCUGUGUGGUACAGUGACCAGACAGCUGGAAUUACCUCUGCGUCCCAAUGUUUGGUUUAAGCUAGAUGGGACAUGGGCUCUCUGGGAUGCAGCAGAGCUGGGACCUUUCCUCCCAGCCCAGGAAGUCAGUUCCAGGCAGCAGGAGGGUGAGAUGGCUGCUGAGGAGCUGCUCAGCCCCACACCCUGUGAUGGGCCCUGGGGUGGGCGUGCCCCGUGCACAUCCCUGCCCUUACCCCUCUUAAUCCCCCCUGUUCUGGGGGCUGUGAGCACCCCCUGCCCCAUCUGAGGUGCUGGGCAUGGCCCCAGGGUGAGCUCCCAGGGCUGCAUUGAUCUGUGAGUGCCCUGCUUGGGCUUGUCCUGGUAACUGCAGAGACCUGUGUGGCUUCCUGGGCAGCUCAGAGCAGAAGCUGACGUGGUGAGACCCCGGCAUGGGAACGCUGUGGUGCUGGAGGUCACUGUGUGGUGCGUGGUCCUGGGCCCUGCCUCUCCAGCACUGUCUUGUCCAAUCCCCUCCCCAUCACUGUCUGUGUUAAACUUCCCGGUGUAAAUGCACUUGUGAAAUAAAACUGAGUUGUACUGGA
Messenger RNA from Apus apus (common swift), 6712 nucleotides. RefSeq names its product WD repeat domain 7 (gene WDR7). Lineage: Eukaryota; Metazoa; Chordata; Aves; Apodiformes; Apodidae. The transcript has 29 exons. Bases 97 to 4563 code for a protein of 1488 amino acids. The record is from RefSeq and is a predicted model, not a curated record. Gene Ontology annotation, molecular function: protein binding. Gene Ontology annotation, cellular component: cytoplasm.